Malurus melanocephalus (red-backed fairy wren) is the source of this 1263-nucleotide messenger RNA. It is a transcript of the gene NPM3, whose product is annotated as nucleophosmin/nucleoplasmin 3. Gene Ontology annotation, molecular function: RNA binding; histone binding; chromatin binding. The record is from RefSeq and is a predicted model, not a curated record. Bases 1 to 636 code for a protein of 211 amino acids. Gene Ontology annotation, cellular component: cytoplasm; nucleolus; nucleoplasm. Gene Ontology annotation, biological process: chromatin remodeling. The transcript has 7 exons. Lineage: Eukaryota; Metazoa; Chordata; Aves; Passeriformes; Maluridae.
AUGGUGCCCAAGAGAAAGAAGGGCGAGAGGCUGAAGGCGCAGGAUGUGCAGGACAUCCCCGAGUUAAGGCUGCCUAGUGCUGCCGCAGGACCCUUUGGUUCGCUCCCCGGGGGCGGGCGCGGGGCGGGGCGGCUCGGCUGGGCUCCGUACGGCGCUGCACAGCCCGCCCCGCUCCCACACCGCUGCCAGCGCCGCCGCCUCAUGGAGCCGCACGGGCCCGCCUGCCCCGGCAGCGUCCUCUUCGGCUGUGAGCUGACUGCCAGUACCAAAUCCUACACAUUUAGGGUGGAUGAAGAAGAUGACUCUGACCACAUUUUGGCGCUGUCUGUGGUGUGCCUCACAGAUGGAGCCAAGGAYGAGUGCAACGUGGUGGAAGUCGUUGGGCGAAACCAUGAGAACCAGGAGAUAGCUGUGCCUGUGGCAAAUCUGAAGUUGUCGUGCCAGCCCUUGCUGAGUCUGGACAACUUCAAGCUGCAGCCUCCAGUGACCUUUCGCCUGGCAGCGGGCUCUGGSCCAGUGCACCUCUCCGGCUGGCACAGGAUCAUGCACAGGGAAGAUGCUUCCUUUGAGGAGGAUGAUGAYUUGUCUGAGGAGGACGAUGAGGAGCUUCCUCCUAUUAUGCCAGCCAAGAAGUAGGAGGAGGAAGCAGUAAACUGUCUCCAGAGAAGGUACUCACUGGGACUUCUCUCCCCUGGAUGGUUUUUGCCUUGGACACCUCUUGCCAGGACCUCAAGAUUUGCUGCUUUGUUUUUAUUUUUAUGCUGUUGUAACUUUUGAGGGAGCAGGGGCUGCUCCCAGCACUGGGGCGUCUCCUUUCACACAGCCCUGGGAGGGUGAUCCCAAAACUGGAUGGAUGCUGCUGGUAUCUCCUCUCYCCCAUCCCUGUUCUGGGAGUUGGGGGUGGAGGAUCCUUGCCCUGUGCCUUUUUGCUGUCCUGCACCUCUGCUCUGUGCACCCCCUUUCCCUGRCUGUGAAGUACCCAGUCCUGGCCCCUUCCCCAGCAGAUGGAUGUAAAGCCAGCUGUGGGACAGUCACUUUCACUGAUCCUAAUGUGUUUGCUUUUGCUUACUCACAGUUUGGUGGUUUUUAUACACUUGGAAGUGUGAAACUGGGGCCCAGGCUCUGUUCUUGACUGCAGUUAUGGUGGGGUGUGAGCUCACAGCCUGUCUGAUUUGGGGGGAGGUUCUGGGUUAGUCUUCAUUGUAAAGAACUGUUCUUACACUCAAUAAAGGUCUCUCAGGCAUCAAGUCUGAAGUAAGGUCA